AUGCAGUUAAUUGACGAACUAGCACAGACAUAUUCUACAAUUGCGCUUUCAUUAGAUAUCUGGACAAGCAAGAACCACAAAGCUAUUUUGGGAGUUAUCAGUCACUGGGUGUCUACCGACUUUAAAUAUCAAGAGCGAGUGCUAGAGUUCAGCGAGCUUGCUGAAUCCCAUAGUGAGGAAAAUAUGGCAGAAACUCUGCAGAAGAUGCUUAUCGAGCUUUAUAUUGAAGAGAAGCUACAGUAUCUGAUAAAGGACGUCUCUGAUUCUAAGCUCAAAAUGAUCCUCUCUAAGUUCGAUAAGUUCACUCAACUGGUUUCCUGGCGACAAUUUAAGAUCAGCCUAGCUAUUUCUAUCUAUUACGAACUGAACGAUAUGCUCGAAGAUGCUGCUUCUGCACAAGGUAACUUUUUGGGGUUUAGUUCUAAAAUUACGUCUGCUAUCUCCGCGGGAAUGAAAAAAUACAAGAAAUAUUAUAAACUGAUGGACGCCCAAGAUGCUUAUAAUAUAGCUCUUGUCCUUGAUCCACGUUUCAAAACCCUCUUGUUGGAUAAGGAGCUUAGGCCAGUGACAGCACCAAAAGUGAUUCAAUCCAUUAAGGAUACUUUGCAUGAGCAAUUCCUAUCAAAACUGUCACUGGAGCAAUCAAGAUCUAAACUUAAUCAGGACAACAAGCGGCAAAUCCUAGAGGCUCGUAUUCUGCAAAAACUGCAAUCACAAGUGAUUUAA
Aspergillus affinis is the source of this 726-nucleotide messenger RNA. Its product is annotated as putative AC9 transposase. NCBI's taxonomy places the organism in Eukaryota, Fungi, Ascomycota, Eurotiomycetes, Eurotiales, Aspergillaceae. The coding region runs from base 1 to 726 and encodes 241 amino acids. The transcript has 2 exons. The record is from RefSeq and is a predicted model, not a curated record.